Molecule: messenger RNA, 172 nt
Organism: Entrophospora candida
Lineage: Eukaryota; Fungi; Glomeromycota; Glomeromycetes; Entrophosporales; Entrophosporaceae
Source: the annotation of a GenBank genome assembly
AUGACCUUGAAUCAAGAUGAUAUCCCUAUAUUUGAAGCUUUAUUUAAAUAUUUUAAAGGUAUUAUUAAUACGCGUCAAUUGAAUGCAAGUUCUAUUUCUAGUAUUGUAAUAGCCGUUAUAAAUUUAACUUCCAAAGCAACACAUAUUCAUAUAAUGUGCAAAACUUGUGGAC